AUGAGGCAAAAGACCUUGUUUUUGGAGGGAAGUGAAGCGUGUGCGACAUAUAGCCACCUUUGCUGGGGUUUGGUCAGUCAGGCAGCUUUAAAUCGAAAGCGAACUUGGCUUUUGGCAUUAGUUCUACUUGUGCUGCUCGAGCGUUCGCAGUCCGCAAUGAAAGUACUUGUUUGUCUUCUGGCUCUGGCAGCCACUCUGGCAACCGCCAACGCGGGUCUCCUCAGUCUGCUGAAGGGAGGCGGUGGUGGUGGUGGCGGUGGCGGUGGCUAUGGCGGCGGAUACGGUGGUGGCUACGGAGGCGGCUACGGAGGUGGCUAUGGCGGCGAGAGCACGCUGAAGGUCAUUAAAGUGAUCGGCGAUUCCGGAGCUGGAUACGGUGGCGGAUACGGAGGUGGCUAUGGAGGAGGCUACGGUGGAGGCGGCUAUGGCGGUGGCUAUGGAGGUGGUUACGGAGGUGGCUACGGCGGUGGAUACGGAGGUGGCAGCACUGUUAAAAUAAUUAAGGUUAUCACCGAUGGAUCCGGCUACGGAGGAGGAUACGGUGCAGGUGGCAGCUACGGAGGCAGUUACGGAGGCAGCUACGGAGGCAGUUACGGAGGCAGUUACGGUGGUAGCUACGGUGGUCAGCCCGGAUGGUGGAAGACAAAGUGA
Molecule: messenger RNA, 651 nt
Organism: Drosophila erecta
Lineage: Eukaryota; Metazoa; Arthropoda; Insecta; Diptera; Drosophilidae
Product: acanthoscurrin-1
Exons: 2
Coding region: 1-651 (216 amino acids)
Source: RefSeq, a predicted model, not a curated record